Molecule: messenger RNA, 1175 nt
Organism: Pygocentrus nattereri (red-bellied piranha)
Lineage: Eukaryota; Metazoa; Chordata; Actinopteri; Characiformes; Serrasalmidae
Product: zona pellucida sperm-binding protein 4-like
Exons: 6
Coding region: 1-852 (283 amino acids)
Biological process (GO): prevention of polyspermy; binding of sperm to zona pellucida
Cellular component (GO): egg coat
Molecular function (GO): structural constituent of egg coat; acrosin binding
Source: RefSeq, a predicted model, not a curated record
AUGGGUACUACACAGAAUCCACAAGCAGUAAAGGGGCCUCUUCCUCAGUUUCCUGGGCCACAUGAUCCUCAAAAACCAGUGAUCAGUCCUGAGAAAUGUGGGGUGGAUGAUGUUGACAGGGUUCCUUGUGGGGAACCUGGUAUAGAUACUGCUCAGUGUGCUGCUAUAAAUUGUUGUUUUGAUGGGCAGCAGUGCUACUAUGGGAAAACUGUGACUGUCCAAUGCACAAUAGAUGGCCAGUUUGUGUUGGUGGUGGCUAGGGAUACAACACUACCCAGACUUAGCCUGGAUUCAAUCAGCCUGUUGGGAGGAAGUGAUGCCCCCUGCAGUGCUGUGGAUUCCAAUGCUGACUUUGCUUUCUACCAGUUUCCUGUAACUGCUUGUGGCAUAAGAGCAAUGGAGCUGGGUGACCAUGUGGUCUAUGAGAAUAAAAUGUCCUCCUCCUAUGAAGUUGAAGUGGGACCCCUUGGUGCGGUCACAAGAGACAGCCACUAUGAGCUUUACUUCCAGUGUAGGUAUGCUGAUGCAGCUGUUGCAGCACUGGCUGUGCAGCUUUCCUCAAGUAAUCCUCCUAUGCCUGUAGCUGCAUCUGGACCUCUCAGGGUAGAACUAAGACUAGGCAGUGGUCAGUGUGUCACAAAGGGCUGUGUGCAAGCACAAGCAGCCUAUGCCUCAUACUACAGUGAUGCUGACUACCCUGUGACUAAGGUUCUGAGGGAGCCUGUGUAUGUUGAGGUACGCAUCUUGGGCAGGACGUAUCCCAAUAUUGCGCUGGUCUUGGGAUGUUGCUGGGCAACCUCUUCCUCUCACCCCUUCAGCACUCCUCAGUGGGACCUUCUGGUGGAUGGGUGAGUUGGAUGCAGUGCAGGGGUGCUCAAACCUGGUCCUGGGGAGUUCAGGUCCAGCACAAUUGAAGGGGCCAACGAAGUAUGCAGAGAAACAGAUGGACUACAUUCUGUAAUUGUAGAACUGCAAAGUUAAUCUAUAUAGUAACUUGAGCUGUUAAAAUGGACAACAAGAAUCAACAGAGAUGGUGUGUAUAUAAUACGAUCAGGUAUAAAAUAUUGACUUUUUUUUUUUUUUUUUUACCUGUAGAGUGCACUUUGUAGGAUGCCAUAUGAGACAGUUUAGAUUUUCUGAAGACAAAAAUUAAAAGGAUUUGUUGGGGUCCCUCA